UUCAGUUGAUAACGGAUAGUCGCAGAGUUAAGACGUUCUUACCAAACAAAAAGCGGAUAGAGAGCAAAUAUAAAAUCAAAUAAGAGAUCUGUAAUAAGUUACAAUAAUAGAAGUGAGUGUGAAAAGCUUAGUAAAGAAUUUUCACAAAAGGAAAUUUAAAUCUUAAUGAGUAAAAUCGUGGGGUGGGAAGUCAUAAGAAAUAUGGAAAAACAAAUAAAUCACCUACAAAAAUAUAAACUGUGUUGAUUGUGAGCAAAAACAAAAUUUCACAAGUUUCAAUGAAAUAAAUAAACAAAAAAAAAAAAUUGCAUCUAAAAUCAAAAAGUAGUGCUGUGAAUGAAAACUGUAAACACUGACGCUGUAUGUAUACAAUUCUACAAAUUUACACCGAUUUGCUGCUUUGUUAUCUACAAUUUAAUUGUCUUUACUGCUACUCAGAACUUUGCCGCCAACCGGUGAGCAAUCAAUUGGAUUAACACAUUACAAGAAUUGCGAAACAAUAAAUAUUUAAUUUGGAGCAUAACGUUUAAGAUGCAUGCGGAAAAUAUGGACUGAAGCAUAAAUAACUACAAAUAUUGAAAAAAAAGAAGUGUGAAAACUUGUGUCAAAUAAAUAGUCAUACAUUUAACCAGCGUGUUUUCUAGCUUAGAGUAAAGGGCUCAGUAUGGAUGAGUUUCCUGUAGUGCAGGUACCAGCAAAUGAGUUGCUCGAAGAGCAAGAGUUCGAACGUUUGUACGCUGCUCCUUGGCAAAUAGUCGUCAUACUUUCUAUAUUUUAUGGUACAGUCAGCUUUUUCGCAGUUUUUGGCAAUGCUUUAGUAAUUUGGAUUGUGGCGCGAUCUAGACAAAUGCGCACUGUCACCAAUACGUAUAUAGCGAAUUUGGCUGUGUCUGAUGUCAUCAUCGGUGUCUUUUGUAUACCCUUUCAGUUCCAAGCCGCUAUCUUACAACGUUGGAAUCUACCUGAUUUUAUGUGCGCUUUUUGUCCUUUCGUGCAAACUUUGAGCGUAAAUGUGUCUGUGUUUACAUUGACAGCCAUUGCAAUAGAUCGCCACAGAGCAAUCAUCAAUCCCCUGAGAGCACGUCCUUCGAAAUAUAUUUCCAAGUUCAUAUUAUUGGGAAUUUGGUUACUCGCUAUCAUAUUCGCCUGCCCUAUUGCCAUUGCUUUUCGCGUUGAGGAGGUGCACGAGCGUUACAGGGAAAAUGGUGUCCUACUUAAUGCUACACGGCCUUUCUGUACGAAUAUUAAUCUCACGGAAGAACAACUGAAGGCGUACCGUUAUGCAUUGGUAGUUGUACAAUAUUGCGUUCCAUGCUGUGUGAUCUCCUUCGUUUACGUGCGAAUGGCCGUUAAACUGUGGCUGACGCAAACACCGGGCAAUGCGGAGGAUGCGCGAGAUAUGGCGUUGAUGCGAAAUAAGAAGAAAGUCAUAAAAAUGCUGAUCGUAGUUGUGAUUGUAUUUGGCAUCUGCUGGUUGCCAUUACAACUAUAUAAUAUUCUCUAUGUGACAUUCCCAGAAAUAAAUGAAUAUCAUUUCAUCAGUAUUAUUUGGUUUUGUUGCGAUUGGCUGGCGAUGAGUAAUAGUUGCUAUAAUCCCUUCAUUUAUGGCAUUUACAAUGAGAAAUUCAAACGCGAGUUUAAUAAACGUUUCCAUCAUUGCUUCUACAAAUUCCGCGUUAAAGGUGAUAUGCACGAGCGUACGCUCUCCAUGCAUACCCGAGCCACGUCGUUACGCUCUAAUUUCGCCAAUUCCUCAAUGCGUAUACGCAACAACAAUUUGUACGGUGAAGCGGCAACUGGCGGUCAAGGUACUGCAAAUAUUUACUACACAUAUCGUUAUUCCAAUGUGAGGCACAGCGGCAACGGCUAUGGUAGCAACAACAACAACGGCCAUAGGAAUAGUGGAAGUAACGGUGCUGCUUACAAUGUUAUAACCUUCGCUAAUAGAAAUGUACGCUUGCAUGAAUGCAGUAGCAGAAGCAGUGAGGAAUUGAGUAACAAUGCAUGCAGUGGCGCUGGAACCAGCACACAGAGUAUACCACAAUGGCGGCGUAACAAUUUCAGACCAUUAUACGCAGAUGUAGCUGAAUGUGAGGAUAAUAUGGACACAUUAUUGCAAUCGACACCCACUUCAGAGGAGCCGAAUACCAGUUCGGUAUGUAGUAAUAUGAUAGGCGUAAGCGGCGGACCGGGUUUCAUAUUCAAGCCGAAGGGUGAAAGAUAGCUUAGGUAUCUUACGCGAUGACAGAGUUACAUGACAUCCAUAUUGCGUUGUAACCUGGAAAUGGAUACUAGCACGUGAGCGUAUGCGCCCUACGAGUCAGCGCUGCUAAAUUAAGCUCCUAAGAGCAAUUUUGUAAGCUAUUAUGGGAUCUAAUGUGCUGCGCCGACUCGAAUAUUGGACAAGCUUGUCGGCCAAUAAUGACAAUAAACUGUUGAUUUCAUUUCGGAACUAAAGGAAAACGUUUUGACGACAGGCGGCGUGGGCACCGUAAAAAUUAAAGCCUGACAUUUCCUCGUGCGUACCUAUAUGCUUUGUACAGCGUGUAGAAUGUGGCCGAUCGUUGAACUUAAAGCAUUUACUGAGAGACAUUUCGUUGUAGGAAAUAAUAUGUAUGUCAGCUAGUUUAUUGCAGCCGCGAUGCAGCACUUGAUUCUAUGAAAGAAGCGAAAGAGUAUUCGAAAUAUUUUAUUUCAAAUGAAAAAAAUUAAUAUCAAUCGUUGUACGAUUUUAUAUAAUGCGUAACAUUCUCUGUGGUUUAUACGAUUGUAAUUUUUUCGAAUUUUUUAUAUUUAAAAACAAUUUGUCCAAUUU
This is a messenger RNA of Ceratitis capitata (Mediterranean fruit fly), 2815 nucleotides long. Its product is annotated as RYamide receptor-like. Gene Ontology annotation, biological process: G protein-coupled receptor signaling pathway. The transcript has 9 exons. The coding region runs from base 665 to 2224 and encodes 519 amino acids. Gene Ontology annotation, cellular component: membrane. The record is from RefSeq and is a predicted model, not a curated record. NCBI's taxonomy places the organism in Eukaryota, Metazoa, Arthropoda, Insecta, Diptera, Tephritidae. Gene Ontology annotation, molecular function: neuropeptide Y receptor activity.